UGACAGGCCAACUUCUUUGCGCGUGCUCGCACUGUGACGUCACGGAUUUUAAAAUGGCGGUUCCAACGUCUGCUUUGAAAUUACAUUCAUAAUUUAUUGCUCACAGUUCAAAAAUAACACAACGGACAUCAUGUUUUGAGAGAAAUGUUGUUCACAGAUAAAACACUCAUAUUUUGAUACAUAAUGGAUUCCGUGGUCGGCGAGGAUCAAACGCUGCCGUUUGACAUCAAUCUGAGUAUUUCCAGGCUGCCAGAGUCUCUGAACAGCGGCAACUUCAGCAUGGACGACAUGACAGCAUCUCUGUUUCCAGGGCAGAGGAUGUCUCCAGCCAAAGCUCUGACUAUGAAAGAUUACGAGAAUCAAAUCACAGCUCUGAAGAAGGAAAACUUCAACCUGAAGCUCAGGAUCUAUUUUCUGGAAGAACGUGUGCAGCAGAAAUGUGACGACUCCACGGAGGACAUUUACAAAACGAACAUUGAGCUGAAGGUGGAGGUGGAGUCAAUGAAACGAGAUCUGGCUGAGAAACAAGAACUGCUUGUGUCCGCAUCAAAAGCAUUAGAGAGUUUGGCCAGUCGAGGUGUUGAUGAUGGCAGAGAGAAGAUGCAGAGAAAAAUGGACUCCCUCAGAGAAGCUUUCAGUGCUCGGAUUCAAGAACUCGAGGAGUCUCUGCAAGCUGCCCAAGAAGAACUGGAGAGCAUGGCCACCAUAGCUGAACAGGAGAAGCUGAAGAAUCUUGGAUUGGAGAAAGAGCUGCAAGCCGCCAACCAAUCAGGACCCUCAGCUGAUUCAGGCUCCACCCCUGAACGGGUCAGAGAGCUCCAGCAGGCCCUUCAGGAAAAGGAGAGUGUUAUUGAGCAGCUGCGGGUGUCACUCAACAAUCAAGAAUCCGUGAUUGGAGAGCUUCGGAGGAAUGACCCGAACCAACCAAUGGCAGAGCAGAUGGCACAGCUGAACUCCCUUAUUGGCCAAAAAGACAGUCAGUUACAGGCUCUUAGGGAAGAACUAGACCGUGGGAGAGGAAAUGCAGAAAGAGACAAAGAGGUGUUUGUUGAAAGACAGAAUGAAUGGAGCAGAUUGGAGCAGAAAACCAGACAGCUGACUGAAGAACUGAACGCAGCCAAGAGCAGCAACCAGACGCUCAAACACACACUAGAAGAAACAGAGAGAGAAAUGAAGGCUCUUUCUGAUGAGCUGGAAGAGAGAGAGAACAAACUGGCUGCGGAGAAGAAGAACUCUCUGAAACGAGACAAAACCAUCCAGGGUCUCAGUCUGGUUCUCAAAGAGAAGGAGAAAGAGAUUGAGGAUCUGUCUGGUGAUCUUGAAGAGAAGGAUCAGGCUCUGGCUAAGGCUCGAGAGGCCCUUCAUAAAGCCAAACUACAGAAAUAUCAGGGCGCUGAAGACCAGCAGUCUCUGUUCCUGGAGCAGCAGGCUGAAUUGUCACGGCUCCAGGCAGAGGCUCGCUCUUCUCUGCUGGAAGCCCAGAGGCUGCAGCGUGUGCUCGGCAGCAGAGAUUCAGAACUGUGCCUUCUUCAGCAGGCCAAACUAGAACUGGAACAAGAGCUGGAGCAGCUACAGCAACAGAAGAAGAAGGGAGACAAGACCAUUAACGAUCUUCAGAACCAGUUGAAGAAACUAAACGGUGCUCUGGCUGACAGAGAGAACGCUCUAGAACAGCAGCGUCUAGAACAGCAAGAACAAAACCGUGCUGCUGAACAGAAACUACAGAGCGCCAUAGAACGACACACAGCCAUCCUGAAUCAUAAAGACCAGCAGCUGCAGGACUAUAUGAACAUGGUUAAAGAUCUGGAGAAGAACAAAACCCAAGAGGAAGGUGAUCCCAUGAUGGCUAAACUUAGAGCAAGACUGAAGGAGAAGGAGAAAGCACUUGAGAAAGCCUUGGAUGAGAAGUUUGCAGCAAUGGAGGAGAAAGAAAAUGAGAUCCAUUUGCUGCAGCUGAGCUUGAGAGAGAAAGAAAGAGAUGUGGAGCAUCUCAACAACCUGCUCUCACACAACGAGGAGACUAUUAAUAGUUUUGAUGCUCUCAUAAAGGAAAGAGAUCUCGAGCUGCAGCAGCUAUUGAACUCGCUGAAGAAUCUUCAGAGAUGUAAAGAAGAGACUGAGCAGAACCUUCAGAGGGCUCUGAGAGAGAAAGACGCCAUUAUACAGCACUUAAAGCAAGCACUGGACAACAAAACGAGAGACAUGGAGGAGAUGGCCAAUAGGGUUCUGAACCAAUCAGAGUCUCAGGGUCGUGACCUCGCAGAGCAGAUGAGUCAGAGGUUAAAGGUCACAGAGGCGAUGCUGUCAGAGGCGGUGAAGGACAGAGAGAGGCUAGUGACCGAGAACCAAACCGCUGUAGAAAACCUGCUGGCCAACAUCAGCAGCAAAGACCAGCUUCUGAAGGAGAGUGCGGAGCAUCACUUACAGGCUCUGAAUGAUCGUACAGCAGAAUUGCAGGAUCUUCGUAAGCAGUUGGCAGAUACACAGCUGCAGCUCAGAAACGCACAGAGACUGAAUGCCACGCAGGAUGGUCACCUAGAGACUGCUGAACUCCGUGCAGUGUUGGCGGAGAAGGACGCCCUCAUCAAUAAGCUGCUAGACCGUGGACAAGAGAAAGAUCGCAUCCUGUUGGAAAUGAAGACGAGUGAAGCUCUUCCUCCUCAGGUGCUGGAGCUCAGACAGACUAUUGAGGUGCUGCAAGAGAAACUUGAGAGAGAAGCUGAGCUGAGCAGGCGAAACAGUGAGGAAACUCUAGAUAUAACUACAGUCAGUAAGAAAUCAGUGGUGGUUUUGAAGAAAGAGCUCACACAGAAAACAGAAGCGCUGAACGCCGCUCUGAAGAGAGAGAACCAGCUUAAGAUUUCUCUAGCAGAGCUUCAAUCCACGGUCUCCGAACUGGAGACACGAUUAGAAGGACAGACAGCCAAUAUUGAGUCCCUUACAUCAACUCUCAACACUAAAGAAGAAAUCAUUACUGAGCUGCACCAGCGUUUGUCUCAGAGAGGGGACAGUCGACUUCCUCUGACCCGGGAUCAAGCUUCCCAGCUGGGUGAGAGUGAAUGCAGCAUCUCCUCUCUCCCUCAGAGAGAAAGAACCAUCAUUGGAGGAGAUCGCCAACAACAGGAUGUUGCAUCUUUAUCUGAUCUGCUGACUGAGCAGAUGGAGUUAAACCGAGCUCUGAGAGCUGAGCAGCAUCUCUACUCUGACCUCAUCAGAGCUGUCAAAGAGCGUGACGGUGUUGAGAGGCUGCAGGCGCUGCAGCUAGAGCUCACAGGGGUGUCAGUCCUCAGACAGCAGCUGGAAAGUGGAGUCAAGAUGAACACAGAGCUGAGAGACCAGCUACAGAAAGAGAUCCAGAGAGCCAAACAAAGAGAAGGGUCGAACCCUUUAGAGUUAGAGAGUAUGCGUGAUGCACUGGAGGAAGCUCAACGCUGGAAUGCUUCUCUGCAAGCCAGACUGGGACAGAUCCAGAACCGAGGAGGAGGGGUUGGACAGGCCAACGAUUCUGUGGACACGCUGAGUUUGAUUGGCGAUCAGACGUCCUAUAUGAGUAUAUGUGUUGGCGACGGGCCAGAGGAGGAGCUACAACACUUGACCGUUGAACAGCUCAGAAUAAAGGUUUUAGAGCUUCAGGCAGUCAAUGCCGAAUUGCAGAAGAAGCUGCUUCUGAUGGAGCAAGACAUUGUGGGUAAAGAUCCUACAGACUCUCAGAAAGAACCAGACCUAAUCAACCUCUCAACUCCAAUCAAGCAAACACCGAUACAGCAGAAACCGACUUCUGAAGAUGAAGUGACACUAAUGCCUCCAAACACAAAGGAGAGAUGUGAUGAAGGAGAUCGUUCUCCAGAGGAUGUUGGUGAGAGUAAUCAACCAUCACAGACUCAAAGAGAGCAAAGUGGAGUGCAGCCCACAUCCAGAUUCAUUAGGGAUGAAUCGGAAAAAGCAGAACUCAGAUUGCUUCUCUCAGAUUGUGGAGCGGAGUCAGUAUCUCAACUCCGGGAGCAAGUGGCCAAACUCCGCUUGGAAGCAUCAGAACUCCGUGGAUUUUUGAAGAAGGAAAACGUCACUGAGUCCAAAGAAAGUGCAGAGAGUUCUGGAGAAAGUGACAGCCAUAGAGACUUGCACCAAACCGUGAAGGUGCUCCGCUCAGAAGCCAGAAGUCACCGAAAGAUAAUUCGACUGCUAAAAGAGCAGCUGCAGCAGAACUCGGUUUCAAAAGAUAGAAUUCAGAUUGACCCAAAGAUAAUGGACGGCGUGGACAACAACAUGGAACAACUGCAGACACAUCAUGAAGAUUCGCAGAGACACACCAACACACUGGAGAAAGAGAACAGACAAAAAGAAAAGAAAGAAAUGGAGGAGAGAUAUGAGAGAAGAAGGCAGGGUCAAAGCACCAAACCCACCAAGAAUCAGAAGCAGCACAUGGCCAGACAUGCAGCAUAUGUAAAAUCUCGGCUACCAGUACCUGUUUGUCCCAGUAGGAGUUCUGGGCAGAGUUCAGAAGAUCUGAGUGAGCUGAAUUCAGGCCACGUUCACCCCAGAAACAAAGACUACCUGAAUGGGGCGGAAGAGUCUGAUUAUAGCACGGACAGCAAGAUGUCUUCGAGAUCAGCUGAGCACAAACACCUCAAUUUAGACCAUGUUAAAGAUGCAAGGCUGAGUCCAACUGCUGGAACAAAACAAGACACUAACAUGAACCUGAAUCUUGAAUCCGAGCUCAUGGCACAAUUAGAGUUGCUGAAUCAAGAAUGCCAAGAGAAAGAGGAUCUAAUCUCCCACCUAAGACAACGAGUCCAGGAAUGGGACGAGCUACAGGCAGAGAUACAGGAGAAGGACAAGCUCAACCGAGAAUACCUGGAAGCCCUACACGCGGCAGAGUCUACUAUUGCGUACCUCACCGCAUGCAGCUUGGACUCGGAGUGUGGAAUCGGUCAGACAGGAGAUGUAACAUUGCUGCAACGUUGUGCAGAUCUUCAGAAGGCUGUUGAGGAGAAAGACAGACUCAACGCUCAACUCUUGGACUGCUUGAACUCUGCUGAAUCCGCCAUUGCAUUGCUCCAAAAUGUUGACACUACAAGCAGCCAAAUGGACCUUGGGCAAAAAGUCCCAAAGGCACUUUGCGAGAGGCUUGAGGACUUGAUUGGACAGAUCAGAAUUUCUCAGCAAAGCGAUGACAGGUCAAAAGACACUCACAGCACAGAGGUUGGUCCAGCGCUAGGACCUGAUUCUGACCUACGGCGACAGGUAGAAUCACUGCAGGAGUCACUGUUGCAGCAGUGCAGGAUGAAUGCAGAACUACAGGAGAAGCUGUGGACUUCAGAAGCAGCUGUUAAAAAGUUGAGUGCAGCUGUCAGCGCUAAGCGCAACAGCGCGCCCACAGGUCUGGAGGGGAAUUACACUCCUGGACCAGAAGGAAAGGACCUGUCAUUGCAACAGCUGACAGAGUGUCUAUCUGAGUGCAUUAGAGCUGCUGAAGGCGCAGUCAAGUCUUUCGCAGACGUUUGCUCCAAACCAAACCAGUCUCAUGAGGAGAUCUUGUCCAGUCCAGAGUUAAAGCAAUGGCUUGAGAGGCUGCAGCGCGCUCUGCUAGAGAGAGAGUCUCUGGAGGACCCAGCCUGCACUGAGAGACACCAACAAAAGACAAGCACACCCAUUCACAACCCUGAGAUUCCUAAACCAGAACCACAACAGAAUGUUCGGGAGCCUGCGUCCUCACACCAGAAUCUUCAUAAGAACCUCUUGAUGCUUCUUCAGAUUCAUACUGAGUGUGCUCAGAAAAUUAACGAACUUGAGAAAGCUGUUAGUGGGCGUGCCCAAAGUGGAGGAGGUGGAGAUGCGCCUGGAAAUGAAAGUCUGGAGAGGAACGCCCAGAUCGAAAGUUUGCAGAAGGCUCUGAAGGAGAAGCAGAGGGCAUGUCGGAAAAUGGAGGAGAAACUGGCGAUUGCUCAGUCGGUCAUUGCAGUGUGUGGCUCAAAUAAGGAGAAACAGUCUGAUCAGCGUAAAGCGCCCCCUUGUGAACGGGAUGAUAAAGGGGUGCAGGUGGAGGCGCAGGACCUCGGGUAUGAAACGAGUGGAAGGAGUGAGACGGAGGUGGAGGGCAGUAGCACAGAUGUGGACGGUGUUUUGCGGUUGGUUCCCGCUCUGUCUCCUGUCCUUGCGGGCACGCAGGACCGAUUUUCACCUGACACCACCGCAUCCAGCCCCUCGUACCCAAGCUCUCCUGGCCUGAGCUCCCCUCGACUCUCUGACCGUCACGCCGACCCCAACCUGUACAUCCAGCAGCUCAGGUCACAGAUCGAAGGACAGCACAAAGUCAUCCAGCACCUCCAGAGACAGCUGCGUAAGAAGUCUUUGUCGUCUGAGCUCCUGAGUGUGACUUCUGACCCCACAGCAGGUGAAGAAGAGGAGGAAACAAAGAUGAUGAAGUCUCAAAUCGCCCAGCUGAGCGCUGAGCUAGAAAGAGAGAGAACCCUGAACAGAAGCAGCCAAGCAGGCUCUCCAUCAAGAAUCGAGUCUCUGGUCCAGUCUCAGGCCCGGGAGUUGUGUGAACUGCGGGAACAGAUCCGUCUGACUCGUGGCUUGGGUGUGGAACAGCGUAAACAGUUUCUGGAGCUCAGAAGAGCUCUAGAGGAGUUACUUCAGCCCAAUAAUAUGCACUCCGCUCAGGGAACCCAGCUCAGAGAGCAGCUGGAUCACAGCCUGAGCCUGCUGGAGAGACUGGAGCAGGUUUCUACAGGAGGGUCUUGUAUGGAUAAUGAGGAGGAAGCAGAGUCAGAGAUGAAGCUCAGUGAUUGUGAGUGGGUGUGGGAGGAGCUGCAGUACCUGCGCUCUCAGAUAGAGGGCGACAGAGAACAGCAGCAGCUACAGAUGGUUUAUUUGUGCAGGCAGAACCAGAAUCUUGCCAUUAGUACACAGCAUUACAUUGGCAUACUCUCUGCAGGGCUACAGGAAAAAGACCGUCUCAUUCAAUCUCUGCAACAUCAACUGCGAAUGCAAGUUCCCAGAAUGCACCAGUGCUCAGACUCUGAGAUGAGUGACAGGCAGUCCAGUGAAGGCACAACAUCUUUCCACGACAGCCCUCCUGCUGGCUGCAGGCAGACCCCCAACAGACCUCACACAGGGCUGAAGGUAACCAAUGGUGAUGCGUUUUCAGAUAUGAGGCUGGGAUCUGGGGGCGUGGCUGAUGAAGGGGGCGUGGCUGAUGGUGAAGAGGGGAGUGUCGAAAUGCUACAGCAGGAGAAUAGUCAUCUGCAGGAGCAGCUGAGAAGCAGCGAGGAACUGAACGCUACACUUCGUAGUGAACUGGACCUCACUCGAUCUAUCCUGAAGCACAACCCACAGAAAACGACCGAAGACAAACAGUCAGAGCAGCAGAACACGUCAACGAGCAAGACCAUCAACUCAAACCUGUUAGCAGAACACCUUCAGGAGAUCCGAGCGUUGCGUCAGCGUCUUGAAGAGACGAUCAGAACCAAUGAGAGACUCCGAGAACAGUUAGAAAGAAAGUUACAGGAAGCUGAAAAAGACUCAGCAGCCACUAACAUCUUCAUCGCUGGUUCUGAGGAUCGGGCUCACAUCAGCAGUGAACUCCACUUCCUCCUCACCCAAAACCACACACUCAAAGAGCAGCUCAACCAGGGAGCACGAGAUAAACAGAAGGAGAACGACCACCUGAGGGAGACUUUGGCCAGACGAACUGCUAAACUAGAGCUGAGUAGAAAAGAGUGUCAAACACUGAAACAGGAGAGAACACAACUACAGGACAACCUGUAUAGAUUGCAGUGUGAGAACAGUCAUCAGAGGCAGCAGCUGUGUGACACCCAGCAGCUCUUGCAGUCCGCGCGUGUGGAGCUGCAGGUGCAUGAGCACAUGAAGAACUCCACACACACUCACACAGGUGAGGGCCGUGGCUCUGGAUCUGAGAGCGGUUCAGCAGUGGAUCUGAGCGAGCUGUUGGCUGAGAUCAGACAGCUGCGUGUUCAGCUGGAGAGAAGCAUCCAGAUCAACACCACACUGAGACAGAGACUGGAACAACAGCUGCUGACCCGCACUGACCCCAGAUCAACCAUCAACAUCAACUACCUGCUGCCCAAAACAGAUGAAGCUGGUAAAUCAGAUGUUCUUCACUCGCACACAGACGUGUCCAGUGCUGCACAUGACAGCAGUAGUUCAGUGGACUCUGGUUCACACGUUCCGUCCCGGCUGGUCCCGGGUCACCGGCUGUGGGCGGACAGACGCGGGCGUCACGUUCUGGGUCUGAUAGAGGACUAUAAUGCCCUGCGCAAACAGAUCGGUGAAGCCAAGAGAGUCACUGCAGAUCUGGACACACAGAUACACGACUGCGGCCGGGCUGUGGAUCAGCUGAAGAGCGUCUCUGGCGGUGUGAACACCAUACAGCAGGCUCUGGAGGAGGCCGCUCGACUUCUCAAACUGCUCUGGAGAGUCUCCGUACCCUCAGGAGACGCCACACACACUCAGCAGGAGGAUCUGCUGAAGAGCGAGAUCAGUCGUCUGAAGACUCGUCUGUCUCAGCAGGAGCGGAUGCUGAGCGGAGCGGUCAAACGCCUCAGAUCCACCAACCAUCUCAAAGAAGGCAUGGAGCGCAUCAUCAUCGACCAGCUGUCUCUGACUCAUGGCGUGCUGAAGAGAGCAAGAGGAAACCUGGAGUCUAACUAUCUGAAUGUUUUUGGGCUGAAGGGUCUGCAGGUGGAAGGACGUCCCACUGAAUGGCCAGUGACCAAUCAGCAGUCGGGCGGCCUGUCCUCAGCAGCGUCAGGAAGAGGUUCAGCCUGCAGUGAAAACUCCUCCCACUGCAGCUGUUAAAACAGUUGAAUCUUAACAUUAUGGUUUUCUCACCCUUUUAAUUUGAGUUCUUAAUUUAUUACUGUUUUUUUGAGGUACGCUAAUGCCGUUCAGAAGUAUUUGCACAUAUACAGUACGCAUUUAACCGUUUAAAAGGGAAUGUUUUUUAAUAUCUGAAGAGAUUUUCUCCUGUAAAUACUUGGAGCUUUAGUUUUAUACUGGUUUUAGACAGUCUCAUGUUCACUGCCGGUCUCCUGUGAUGCUGUAUUAUCCUGCUUAAGAUCUAACAUUUUGAUGUAAAGGAGUGGUACAUGUUCAUUAAAUGAGCUCAUGGCUUAAUGUA
Messenger RNA from Cyprinus carpio (common carp), 9145 nucleotides. RefSeq lists its product as uncharacterized. Gene Ontology annotation, cellular component: microtubule organizing center. NCBI's taxonomy places the organism in Eukaryota, Metazoa, Chordata, Actinopteri, Cypriniformes, Cyprinidae. The record is from RefSeq and is a predicted model, not a curated record.